Molecule: messenger RNA, 2217 nt
Organism: Lottia gigantea (owl limpet)
Lineage: Eukaryota; Metazoa; Mollusca; Gastropoda; Lottiidae
Exons: 9
Coding region: 45-1640 (531 amino acids)
Biological process (GO): transmembrane transport
Cellular component (GO): membrane
Molecular function (GO): transmembrane transporter activity
Source: RefSeq, a predicted model, not a curated record
CGAAUGAUGAAACCACGCUGAUAAUUUCAAGGUAACAUGAUGCUAUGGAGGCAGAUUUGAAAUUGCAAAGUCUAGGAAAAUGUGGAUGUUACCAUACAGUCUUGUUUUUAGGCCUUGGUUUAAUAUACCUACGUGGAGCUUGGCAUGUGUUUGCUCCUGUGUACUUGGCAGCAGACCCAGGUCAUUCUUGCUCAGUGCCAAACACCACAAACAAUGUAGCUGACAAUAAUUUUACAGUUGAUUCCUGUACUGUCACAUAUUAUCAAGACAUCAACAACAGUGUUAUACGCAGCUGCGAAGAUGGAUGGCAAUAUGGCAGCCAGUUUCAAUCUACGAUUGUCACAGAUUGGAAUCUUGUAUGUGAUGAAGAUUAUAAAAUAGAAUUGUCAACUACCAUCUAUAUGAUAGGAACUGGUUGUGGAGCUUUAGGCUUGACAUAUUUCUCAGAUAAAUAUGGUCGUAAGAAAUUACUUAUUGUUUGUCUAUUGAUACAAGGAUUUGUUGGUGUUGGCGUGGCAUUUUUAAAUGGCUUUAUAUUAUUUACUAUAAUGAGAUUUUUUAUUGGACUUUUGAAUAUGGGUAUUGGAUUAACAGUAUUUGUAAUGAUAACAGAAUCAUAUCAGGCUUCAGUGAGAACAAUACCAUCUGUUGGUAUACAGAUAGCUUGGGCUACAGGAAUAAUGUUACUAGCUUUAUUUGGUUAUUUAAUUAGAAACUGGAGACAUCUUCAAUUACUUAUAUCUCUACCAAACUUCAUUAUUGUCAUAUAUGUCCUGUUUUUACCAGAAUCGUUGUCAUGGUUAGUAGCAAAUCGUAAAUAUCGUGAAGCAAGCACAGUUUUAAACUGGGCACAGCAAUUAAAUCAACAUACCUCACAAAUUGAAGAAAGAAAUAGCUGGAAUGGUAAUGAAAGUUGUAUACAAGAACAAGAUGUAGAACCUGUAGACAAUUAUAUAACUGGUGAAAUUAAGAAUUCCAUCCAUGAUUUAUUUUGUAUGAAAAAUACUCGAUUUUAUACCUUAGUUAUUAUAUAUUUAUUUAUAGUCAACAGUUUAAUUUAUAUGGGAAUCUCAUUUAGUAUGCCAGUAUUACAUGGUGAUAUAUUUCUUAACUUAUUUCUAAGUGGGUUAGUGGAAAUACCUGCUCAUAUUAUAUGUAUGUUUGUUAUAACACGAAUUGGAAGAAAGAUACCAUUAAUGAUAUUUUUAUUUUUAUGUGCCAUGUCAACCAUAGCUGCGGCUUUAUGUCCUUCAUCAACAGAAAGUGGUAUUAGUUUACAAUGGUUGAAAACAACAUUAUUUAUGAUCAGUAAAUUUGCUAUAACAGGAUCUUAUGCUACUGUAUAUCUUUAUUCUGCCGAGUUAUUCCCUACAGUUAUUAGAAAUCUUGCAAUGGGUAUUGCUUCAUUCUUUGAAAACCUUGGUGCUGUAGGUGCACCUUUUAUCAUUUAUGCAGCAAAGAAAAUGCCCAUUAUUCCUGUGAUUGCCUUUAGUAGUGCUACAAUAAUUGGUGGUUUUCUUGUUAUGACUCUACCAGAAACUAAUAGACAACCAUUACCUCAAACUAUAUCUGAUACCAAAUCAUUUACAACUCAUAAGUCAGAUAUCAAUAGAAACAGCCAUCUGAUAACUGAAUUAUAAUCUAGUUUAAUUAGUACCAAGAAGACAAUAUUGCAUAAAUGUGAUUUAAUUAUUCUUGGUACUUAUAUUUUUGUACCAGUAGAGGGUGCUUACUCAUUUUGACAGAGUAAUAUGUUACUUCGAGUUAUAUUCCUAGAGGACCACAGAAUCAUCUCUAUACUUUAAGGACACAUACAGUAUAUUUGUUGUGAUUCACACAGUAGUAGAAUAGGCAAUUUUACGGUAAUUUUUAGAAUUGUGUUAAAAGGUUGCAUUGAAAAAUGUUUUUGAGUGCAAGAAUUUAUCAUGAUUUCAUGAUUUUUCAUAAUUGUGAGAACUUGCAUCAUUGUGUGAAAUGUUAUAUUCAAGGUUGUUAAUUACUGUAUGUAUUUAUUUUUAGGGCAUUACAAGUUGUGCUAUUAUUUAUUAUGGAAAUUAUUAUGAUUUUGUGUUUUUGUAUUUUCUGUUAUGGUUGUUCACUUGAGAGGUUUUAGUCAUUGUAACUCACCUGUGUUCUCUUUCGUUUAAUUUUGCAAAUGUGAGAAAGUAGAAAAUGUAUUUCACCAGUUUGUCUCUUAUUAUACUGACAAUAAACAAU